Molecule: messenger RNA, 909 nt
Organism: Varanus komodoensis (Komodo dragon)
Lineage: Eukaryota; Metazoa; Chordata; Lepidosauria; Squamata; Varanidae
Gene: SGCZ
Product: sarcoglycan zeta
Exons: 7
Coding region: 1-909 (302 amino acids)
Biological process (GO): heart contraction; cardiac muscle tissue development
Cellular component (GO): sarcolemma; sarcoglycan complex
Source: RefSeq, a predicted model, not a curated record
AUGACACGAGAACAGUAUAUACUGGCAACACAGCAAAACAAUCUGCCAAGAACAGAAAACCCUCAGCUUUAUCCAGUAGGAAUUUAUGGUUGGCGCAAGAGGUGCCUAUACUUCUUUGUCCUCUUGCUAUUGGUUACCAUGAUAGUUAACUUAGCAAUGACAAUAUGGAUACUGAAAGUAAUGAAUUUCACAGUGGAUGGAAUGGGGAAUCUGAGAGUCACCAAAAAAGGAAUUCGACUUGAAGGUAUAUCUGAAUUUCUACUUCCAUUGUAUGUGAAAGAAAUCCAUUCCCGAAAGGAUAGCCCACUGGUCUUACAGUCUGACAGGAAUGUUACAAUGAAUGCAAGAAAUCAUAUGGGACAGUUAACUGGACAACUGACUGUAGGUGCUGAUGCUGUAGAAGCCCAGUGUAAAAGGUUCGAAGUGAGCUCGAGUGAAGAUGGGAGGGUCCUCUUCUCUGCUGAUGAAGAAGAGAUUGUCAUUGGAGCUGACAGACUGAAAGUCACAGGAACUGAAGGGGCUGUAUUUGAACAUUCUGUGGAGACACCCCAUAUCAGAGCAGAACCUUCCCAAGACCUCAAGCUUGAAUCUCCAACAAGAUCUUUGAUAAUGGAGGCUCCAAAGGGAAUACAAGUGAGUGCAGCUGCAGGGGACUUGAAAGCCACCUGUAGAAAGGAGCUACACUUGCAAUCCACAGAAGGGGAGAUAUUUUUAAACGCAGACUCAAUCCGACUAGGGAAUCUCCCGCUGGGUUCCUUUUCUUCCUCCUCCUCUCCCUCAGCAAGCUCCUCAGCUCCUCGACAGACUAUCUAUGAGCUCUGUGUUUGUCCCAAUGGUAAACUUUACCUUUCCCCAGCAGGAACAGGCUCCACGUGUCAGUCCAGUAGCAACAUCUGCUUGUGGAGCUGA